Messenger RNA from Dermacentor silvarum, 3948 nucleotides. RefSeq lists its product as uncharacterized. The transcript is spliced from 3 exons. Gene Ontology annotation, molecular function: chitin binding. Bases 175 to 672 code for a protein of 165 amino acids. Gene Ontology annotation, cellular component: extracellular region. The record is from RefSeq and is a predicted model, not a curated record. NCBI's taxonomy places the organism in Eukaryota, Metazoa, Arthropoda, Arachnida, Ixodida, Ixodidae.
GAAAAUAAAUAAUAAUACAUUGAACAUUCUUGAAUAGCGCCUCCGUGCUUUCGGUUCAAAGUGUUUUCUCUGAUGAGAUCUGUGGUUCGCUUCUGAUAGACAUAAGUUCUCUUUGCAUUUCUGUUUCAGCUGGUCAAGUAUUAUCACCCGGAAAGUUCUUGUGGCUUCGCUAUAAUGAAGAUCUACAUAAUCCUCGCGUUCAUGGCGGUAGCACAGGCUGCAAAAGUCCAGACGAGGAACCGCCGUGCGGCGUACGAGCUCCCCGACGGCGUAGAGUUCGUGGUCGGCGGCGUGCAGACGACCUUCCAGUGCGAGAGGAGCGGCUACUUCGCCGACGUCAGCAACAACUGCCAGCUGUUCCACAUCUGCAACGAGAUCUACAAGGAGGAUGGUUCGGUCGAAAUGCAGCAGUACAGCUUCUUCUGCGGCAACCAGACCGUGUUCAACCAGCUGAGCUUGACGUGCGCCCAUCCCGAGGAGUCGGUGCCGUGCCAGAACGCGCCCGACUUCUUUUACAUAAACGACAACAUCGGUCGCAUCGGCACGCCGGUCCACACCGAGGACGACCUGCAGCGUGCCGCUCCGCUUGUGCCGGGCUUUCAGCAGCAGCAGCAGCAGCAGUUCGCGGCCGCCUCCAACAGGCACGAAACCAAAGUGUCACCUCAGAAGUGAACUCGCUUUCGGAGCUGUAGUCCCGUUGUCCAUAUGCUACCGUUAUCACACGUGUGUUUUCGAUGCUCAUGUAAAUAUGCUGUACAUGUGCACGGCCACUUGCCGUCGCGCCCUGGAACCGAACGCUGCUUGAAUCAACGAGAGUUUGCGAAUCGCGAUUGAGAUCCUUGAAGGGAAUCUGUCAUGACCCAGUAUAGCGUUCGGAAUUUCGAAUACUCACGUUUUGUACCAAACAUUUAUUUAACUAUAUUUCUUAGCCUUUUCAAGGCACUUUUAUAAAUUCCAAUUUGUUGUUUGGCAAGAGAAGAACCAGGAAAGCUGAAGGUCCAUCGGGUUUUUAUGAUGCAGUAAUAGGGUCGUGUUUAUACGAUACAGCCCCGCUCGCUGACCACUCACCGAUUGCGCUCAAAGGUUGGGUAAAAAAUCGUUUGCCAUGAGCAUUGAAGGUGCCUGUGUGAGAAGGGUGCAACCUGGACGCAGGACGUGAAUGAACAUUCGUAGCCCCGUUAUAUAAGGAAACCCACUGACAUGGUAGCACCCUGUCACUCUUGUGUGCCAUGCAUAUAACACCCCCUCAGCGCUCGUUCUUUAGCACAGCGACAACGGUCUUUGCUUCCUUCGUGACACCAUGCAUGUCGCUUGCUUUCUGCGCUUUACCAGGCCACUAACGCGAACGAACUUGGGUGCGGUACGAAGAGGCAACAUGGUGUCGCCAUGGGUAACCACCACUACAUGCCCUCUUGUUUGCAUGGGAACGGUGUUUGAUAGUUUGUCUCGCAGUGUGCAUGGUUGUUAUUUGUACGACUACAAAAGGGUGACAUCGAACACAAAAACUUGUUGCUGGGAAACUUGGUGCUGUUUGCUACACAUUCUUUUUAACCGACGCAAAAAACAGACACCACACAGGGAACGCGCUUACGUGUGUCGCAUUAUCCGUGUGGUGUCUUUUUUCCGCGCCGUUAAAAGAAUGCAUAGGUGACAUCGGAGCCGUACUCUCUGUAACCGGCGCUUGAAGCUGCUACGCAAGUCUUUGGCCGCUCACUAUAGACGGCUCUGCUAUGUUCUUGUAUAUGCUCUUGCGUUGCAUGCUGUUAAAACGAUGGUUUUUGUUCGCAGCGCGCAAAGCGGUAGAUUGUAGCUGGGUAGAAUAAGCGUUCAGGCUUGGCUUUAAAGGAUGUAGCGCUAACCGGCUUGGCUAUAGGGCAGCAUAUGUCACCUUUCCCAAACUAGAGGUGCAACUGCCUUAAAUGGUCAACUAUAUAGAUUUGGUCACCUAUAAUUGGUCAUUGCAUAAACCAUUCCACAGUCGUUAUCUAAUCCUGCCUGGUGAUGGGUUAUGCGCGGGUGUAAUUUCGUAAGUUUACCGAACGGACGAGCAAUUCCCACCAAAAAGGUUGUCAAGCAAAAGUUGGGGAUCACUAUGCCACUGUCGUGUUUAAUUACUGUCGAUUAGGUUUAAAAUUCUGAUGAUCGAGUCUGCUGUGUAACUUGGGGACUGCUGCAAGUUAUCUUCACCGACCUUGGGAUCAUUCUGCACUCACUAACAGCAUUUUAAAAUGAAUCCUUAGCAAUGCGAUGCGGGCGAAAUGUAAGUUCCCAGAAGCACUUGAUACAAAGGCGUGAACGUUGUUGCGUGAAUCAGAAGAAAUUCAAAAUGACUUCUCUCUUCACAUACUUACUAAAGUAUAAGUGGACUAAGGAUGCCUUAACUUCACUGAACUUCAGCGCUUGUUUCAUUUUGCUUAUAGUCUCGGUCACCUGUCGCUGUUAUUUUAUUGCCACAUCGCAUUUCUUUCAUUGCGUAUCAUCUAAUCUCAUUGCUGAAGUGCGCAUGACGAGAAAAUACACCAAAGACGCAACUGCAUUAACAAUGUCGGGAGACCAAACCAAAGCUUUGAAAAGCUAGCUUAUUUUUCGUGUGUGCGCUCAGGGAUGCAUGGCCAUUCCCUGGCUGUCUUUUUACUUUCCUAACAUGUCUCACGGACAUAUAUAGCUAUCGCGAUAACUGGUGUAAACAUUAAGUUUCAUGAUGGUGGAGAGAAAAUUAUUUACCACACUUUGUAACCACGUAGCGACUUUUCUUUACGAGGUCACAGCAAGCUCCACGGAAGUGCGGCAAGCCACGGCUAAAAGAGAGCGCUACUGUCAUAGCAACUGCCACGAUGGCCCACUGGCUGUACCUUCGGGAGCAGUACAAUGUUUUGUUGUAAUGGUGGAUGACUGGCUAUAAGUCUGUGAAGCGCAUGACCCAAUUCUUUCCUCUUUUGCGUGGGCCAUCAAAAGCGUGGGAACACACAAUGAAGGUAUGUGAAUAUAAUCUCUUGUAACAGGUUUCUCUCGUAACAGGUGCGCAUGUCGCACGUGGUACUAUCCGCUAUUCCAGUGAGAAAGACGUAGUUGAUGAACGCAACAGCAAGGCGCAAACGGUCCAACAUGGUUUGUCGCGCCAUGGAAAUCCAGUCAGUAGAAGCAGCUGUAGGUUAGAUGAAAACUAACGUAGAAGAUACAUGAUGAAAAGGUUCGACUCCCACAGGGGCAUUGUACAAUCGCGAGCCAUAAAGCGAAGGCCAGCCGCAGCGCCAGUUCGCGAAAGCGGAAUCAAUACUCACCAACCACAGUCAUUUGCAGAUCAGGCGACUUGGUCGGGGCGAUCAUUUCCAAUAAUAGCAGUGUCCCGGAAGCCUUUAGGGAUACAGCGACAUCAGCGCGUUGCAUCUCGUAUUCUUUGGAUCGAUGGCUGCCUUAGAGUCGCACACGAUGGUCCAAUGUUGAGGCGGCUCCUAACAAAUGAACUUAAGUGCAGCUCGUAGUGAGUACCCGUAGAUGUGUGACUCAAGAUGCUUUCAAUUUGAUCAAAGUUGACUUCGCCGAGGUGACAACUGCAGUUGUCGAGCUGUUGAGUUGAACCGAACCAUCUGUGUAAACACGUUGCCGAGCUCUGUGCAUUAUAGUUGCUUGAUUGAAAACUUGCAGCGGUACUUCAGCGGCUUUGUUCUUGAUACCUAUAGAAUAGUCAGUUGUAUCUUAAGCCGGUGCACACACCACAAAGGUACCAACGCUUGUGUAGCAGGCGUUAAUUGUGAUGUUGAGUAGGAUUAAUGUUAAGAAAUUAUGGUAGCGAAUGUUAUACGUGGCCGCAUUGCUGGCUGGUAUGCAGUAGGGUGAGUGGGAAGCCGAGUCAUGGACCAAAAAGAGAGCGAGAGCUCUUCUUUGGAAGCGGAGGUUGGCUGGCGUAAAGGUGCUCUCUUACAUGAUAUACUAUGCAAAGGUGGGGGG